Molecule: messenger RNA, 966 nt
Organism: Striga asiatica
Lineage: Eukaryota; Viridiplantae; Streptophyta; Magnoliopsida; Lamiales; Orobanchaceae
Source: the annotation of a GenBank genome assembly
GCGGAAGGGUCUUCCAGCCUCGAAUCCAGCCCGACAGCCCUACCGGUUAUAGUCCUCCUUCAUCGUGCUCAACAACGACGCCCACGAGCUGAAAUCCUAGCGGGUUUUUAUCGGCAUGACGAAUAUCUGGUGUCGGCCACGAAUGACGUGCUUGCAGAUGGGAGCGCGAUGUCGGGGCCCGUGGGAAACGAGUCGGUUUUCGCGGGUAUCGAGAUGGCGGGGGUUUUGACCCAGAUGGGAGUUCGGGUUGAGCUGGUGGGUACGCAGUUCGGGGUGGGCCCGCUGGAUGUGCCUAUGCCGGCGAAUAUCUCUCUGGGACUGCCCGGGCCCUGGCUGAACUAUAUGGUGGGCGAGGUCGAUGGGGAGGGCCGGUCGAGGGGGCUGAGGGUCCCGGGCAAGCAGCAGUCGGUGAUCUCGUUCACGAAGAGGCGUACACCGGGGAUUAACGUGUCGGGAGGAGACGGGUUCCCGACUAAGGUUUAUUUCAACGGCGAGGAGCACCUGUUGCCGGAUAUAAUUCCGACGAGUGGCGUGGGGCGGCUGGUGUGGUCGUCGGUCUUGGUGCAGUUGGUUGUGGGUGUAUUGGUUGUUGAAGAUGGAGGUAAUAUUCCAUCCAACAUCAUCAAGAGUUUAAUGUAUCAACUUUGCAAAGGUGUUACUUUCUGUCAUGGUCAUGGUGUUCUACUACACAGGAAUCUCUAUCCUCACCAUCUUUUGAUGGAUCGUAUGACAAUGAUGCUUAAGAUAGCAAAUCUUGGUUUGGCCAGAGCUUUUACGGUCCCUAUUAAGAAGUACACUCAUGAGAUAUUGACCCUCUGGGCUCCUGAGGUGCUUUUAGGAGCUACACACUACUCACCAGCAGUGGAUAUGUGGUCAGUCGCCUGCAUAUUUGCUGAUCUGUUGACAAACCAAGUUCUCUUUUUUUGUGGAGUGUUGCCUUUCCUGGAGAGGAACUCCAUGGAUUAA